UCUUGGAUCAGAGGAGGGUUUUAAACUGGGGGGAAAAAGUCAACGAAAAACAACCAUUAAACAUCUGCAAACCUCUCCGUCUGGGACGGCGGCCGAAAUGACUCGCGUUUUAAAGUCAUGACAUUUGGUUUUAAGUACUUUUAGGAGACUUGAAGAGAAUUAAAGAGCAGUGCAAGAGCAAACAAACAUUGGGGUCAGGGAGCUGUGAAAGUUGUUUUGUUGAUCUAACACUUUUACCUGUCGGAUAUGACAUCAACUAAUUCAGUAAUUGGUCUGACACUUGUAGCAGUUUGUGAUUGAGCAGUCAGCCAUAGAGGCCCAAGACGACAUAUUUGCACAUAUGCCUGAGUCCUCUUCACUAGCCAUGGCCACAUCAGCUGGAUCUCUUUCUAACAGCACUGCAGUGGUGUCAAAGGCCAACAACAAGCGACAAGCCACCUCAGACUUCGAGGAUGAUGAGGGAAGCAAAUUGUUCAGGUGUGAUGAUGACUCAGGCGGGGCAAAUGACAAAGAGAGAUUUGCCAGGGAGAAUCACAGCGAGAUUGAGCGGAGGCGGAGAAAUAAGAUGACAGCUUACAUCACAGAGCUGUCAGAUAUGGUACCCACCUGCAGCGCAUUGGCACGGAAACCAGACAAGCUGACCAUCUUGCGCAUGGCUGUAACUCACAUGAAAUCGCUCAGAGGGAGCGGCAACACCAGCACGGAUGGAACAUACAAACCAUCCUUCCUUACAGACCAGGAGCUGAAGCAUCUGAUUCUUGAGGCUGCUGAUGGCUUCCUGUUCGUUGUGUCAUGCGAGACCGGCCGUGUCGUUUAUGUGUCGGACUCUGUCACACCAGUUCUGAACCAGGCCCAAUCUGAUUGGCUUGGGUCCUCGCUGUAUGACCAGCUUCAUCCAGAUGACGCAGAGAAACUCAGAGAGCAGCUCUCCACCAGUGAAAACAACAACGCUGGUCGGAUGUUAGACCUAAAAACAGGCACAGUGAAGAAAGAGGGAGGUCAGUCGUCUGUGAGGAUGGGUAUGGGUGCACGGCGCUCCUUCAUCUGCAGGAUGAGGUGUGGAGCUUGUCCAGUAGAACCAGUGUCGAUGAACAGACUCAACUUCCUGAGAAGCAGAAACAGGAAUGGUUUGGGCCCUUCCAAGGACGGUGAACCGCAAUAUGUGGUGGUACACUGCACAGGCUACAUCAAAUCCUGGCCUCCUGCAGGAGUGACUCUUUCUGAAGAGGAGGUUGAUAACAGUCAAGGAAAUCGUUUCUGUCUAGUCGCCAUUGGACGGCUACAGGUAACCUGUUGUCCCAGCGACACCAACAUAAAUAACAUCAGCGUUCCAGUGGAAUUUCUUUCCCGCCAUAACUGUCAUGGUGUCUACACCUUUGUGGAUCACCGCUGCGUAGCGACAGUGGGCUACCAACCUCAGGAGUUACUGGGGAAGAACGUUCUAGAUUUUGCACACCCAGAGGACCAGGGCUUACUAAGAGACAGCCUUCAGCAGGUGGUGAAACUGCGAGGGCAGGUUCUAUCGGUGAUGUUCCGGUUCCGCUCUAAAUCCCGAGAGUGGAUCUGCAUGAGAACAAGCUCUUUCACCUUUCAGAACCCUUUCUCAGAGGAGAUCGAAUACAUUAUCUGCACCAAUGCCAAUGUCAAUAGAGCUCCAAAUCAGGACUCCCUGUCCCCCCUCUCUUCCCCUGGGGUGGCACUGCCCCUUUCCCUGGGGCAAAGCAGUCCUAACUGCAUCUCCACACCCAGCCCAGGUCAAAUGACAGCCAGGCAGUUGCAGCAGCAGCAAGCAGAGUUAGAGGGAGGGAUGAGUAGAGAUGCAGUGUAUGAAACAAAUCAGGUGGCUCUUCCUCAGGUUCCAGUGCAGACUGUGGGUGUGGUCAACACUGAUCACAAUUCUAAGGUUCUGUCCACCACUGCGUCCAGUGCACAGCAGGUUUACCCUUCUGCAGCAUCUUUCCCCAGUACUGCAUGCCCCAGUGAACUCUUUAGGUCAGCUGGAAUGGCUCAGCAGAUGGUGUCUGCCCCUCAUUCAGCAGGUCAGAUGCUGGCACAGAUGUCACGUCAGAGCACACCCUCUGCAGCUGCUAUCAGCAACAACAGCCCCGUUCAGGCCCAGGCAGGAGCCACAGCACCACCUGGAGUCUGGACUGCAGCAAGACCUCCCUUCAACACACAGGUGGCAGGUCAAGUAGCGAAGAAUCAGUCACCUCAAUUUAACAUGGGAGGUUUUAGCUCCACCCCAACAUCCUCCACUUCCUCUUCCUUUGGCCAGAUGGGCGGAGCUGCUGCUUCAAUGGCAAACACAUCGAGUUACCCACAACUCAACAGUUGCACUAACCCCUCGGCUAACGGCUACAGUGAUGUUGCUCAGAUGGGAGCGCAGUUCACCUCCCGGCCAGCAGAGGGAGUGUCAGGGUGGCAGCAGUGGCAAAAUCAACCACACACACAAGGCACUGCAGACACACACCCACAGUCUCAGAACAACCAGCCGGAGAUAUUCUCAGAAGUUCUCUCCAUGUUGGAUCAGUCCGGAAGCUUUGGCAACGAAGACUUCGGAGAGAUGCCCAUGUUUCCUCCAUUCCCUGAGUGAUCCUGCUUCCUUUGUAACUUUCUUUACUCCCUGUUCUCACUCUCCAUUUCUUUCUGUUUUAACCAAAUUAAUGGCAGUGUUGAAGUAUAGAGGGAUCUACCGAAAGAGACAAGAAUGGAUGGACAGUGCACUUCUUACAAGCCAUGCUGCGAGGACACAAGAGGGAGACAUGAAAACAGUGUAGUGCACAGACAUCAAAAACCCCUGUGCUUUGAACAGGGAUGAAAAUGUGUUCACUUUAAAAUCACGCACAAUUGCACACUUUGAGCACAAACAGUCCCACACUGUGUCUCUGCCAUACACACACACUUUUUAUUUUUGAGUAGGUGAUAAGGAUUGCUUGUUCAUUUUUGUCCACUCACACACACAAAGACAGUCUUGUCUGUCUGUAUUAUUGUGUAGUAAUUGCACUGCGAUUUGACAUUUUGAUCACGUUAAAAUCUAAGAGAGAAUUUGAUUCAGCCCCUAGUAUGUGGCAGCUGUGAUCUGGAGUGUCAUGGCUGUCUCAGACAUUUGCCCUGAAUGUAAGUUCAAGAGCUCUACAUGUAUCUUUUUUUGUUUAAAAUCAGAAGUUGUGGCAUGUUUUUCUUUUCUUUUUUUAUGGCUUCAAUAAGGGUUGGUGAAAAUUCAGAAUUUAAGUAUUGAAUAAGAAAUAAAUCAGACAGAAUUUGAAUUGAAUUGGCCAUGCCCUACAGGAUACUGAAUUGCAAUUCUAAGAAAUUCAACAAGCGCACAACAGAGAAAGUUCAUUAGUCCAAUACAAUUUUGCCAUAUAGUACCACAAAAUGUGCACCAUAUAUUUUUGGGAUAAAUGAUCUGUUCAGUCAUGAAACUCUAUACAUGGCCCAAGCUGAUUUGUCCUUUGACAGGCAAACUUUUAGCCAGUCAACUUGCAUACUCUCUCGUUGUCUAACAUUUAAAUGGCCUCAGUUGUUUGCAGGUAAGGCGGUUUCACUGCCGCGUGCUAUGAGAAUUUUCUCUUUGAAACCCUCCUCCCCAGCACCACCUGUCUAGAUCUGCUUCAAAGAAUUGUAUGUAUAUCUAAUUGUGCAGCAGCAGUGAAGCAGAUCUAGUCCCUCAAGACCAGACCUAACCUAACUUGUCAAAACCUUAAAUUUUUCCAGAGAGUUGUCAUGACUGAACUUUAUCGAAACAAAUAUUGACAUCUUUGACCUUGGGGUAAUAAAAGCGUUCUGUGGAAUGUAGUGUAUGCAAUGAAAGUUUUAAUUGUUAUUCUGCUUCCUAAAAUUCGGAAUACAAUUUUGCAUCUUGUUUGCUACUUCAGUUCAAAUUCAGGAAUUGAAUUGAAUUCUGAAUGGUGCACAACCCUGGCUUCUGUUGGUGCAGUACAAUACAUAACCUGCAGUAGUAGUUCUGGACUGCUGUCGAUUCUUCUGAUAUGUUUCUCUUGUCAGUUGUGCAGCUGUAAUAUAUAAAGUUUAAACUUUAAAUGGACAGGCAAUUACCUGUAAACACAUCUCUUCCUGUGUCCAUGUCUUCAAGCACACGUUUCGCCUGUGCUGAUGUCAUGGUUUCACUCCGGCAUGUUUUUUGUAAACACAAUGGAAAAGAUUGUAAAUCAAGUAAUAAUGUGCAGGAUUUGUGUACUUCAAAGCCAUUUCAUUGGUAGACUAAGUAUUAUCAUAAAAUGUUGUUUAAAUAUAAAGUGGAAAAGAAGAAACCUAUAAGCAUAAUCUGUACAGUCAGUGUUUUGCUUCUGGAUUCAAUCUCUCCAAAUUAAUUAAUGUGCAGUCGUCAUUCUUAAUUGGCCUUGUACAGAGAAUAUUCCAGAAUUUCUCAUAAUUCUUCAGUCAAAUCCAUAGGUUAAGGAAUAUUGACAGGUUUAAUGAUUGAAUUGUUAAUUUUAUUUAGAUGAAAAACUUAAUUAAAUGUGUUUUAUGUUUGCUUUUGAAGGUGGGUGUAUCUGUCUUCUCUCUUAAAUACUAAUUCAUGUAUAUUAAAAUUAGUAAACCCAUGUGUCAAUAGCAGAUUUUUCCCUGAUAUGAAAUGGCCAAUGAUCUGGUGCAUUGAAUUGUUUUUGUUUUUUGUUUGUUUUUCACUAUCUUGUUCACCAUCUUGUUUUACAGUGAUGUGAACUGCAGUUUAUGUAGUAGUACACAUAGAAACAGAAAUAUAUGAGCAUAUAUGUAUAUGAAAUAUUCAACAUGAAAGAGAACUGUUUUUGCUUUUGUAUUAAAUUGCUAUAUUGUAAAAAAAAAAAAAAAAAGGUUUGUUGGGGCAUUCAUUUUAAAUCUUUGGUUACCGUUUGGUAGGGAUGUAAUUGUAGGAGAUUUUCAUAGUAUUAUAACAGUCACCAAAAAUACCAUGGUAUUACUGUAUCACGUUGCAUUGCUAAUAAUAUUACCAGUUUAAUAAAAAGUUA
This is a messenger RNA of Myxocyprinus asiaticus (Chinese sucker), 4976 nucleotides long. RefSeq names its product aryl hydrocarbon receptor nuclear translocator-like. The transcript is spliced from 22 exons. The record is from RefSeq and is a predicted model, not a curated record. Gene Ontology annotation, cellular component: nucleus; aryl hydrocarbon receptor complex; cytoplasm. Gene Ontology annotation, molecular function: DNA-binding transcription factor activity, RNA polymerase II-specific; RNA polymerase II cis-regulatory region sequence-specific DNA binding; protein dimerization activity. The coding region runs from base 341 to 2593 and encodes 750 amino acids. NCBI's taxonomy places the organism in Eukaryota, Metazoa, Chordata, Actinopteri, Cypriniformes, Catostomidae. Gene Ontology annotation, biological process: regulation of transcription by RNA polymerase II.